Molecule: messenger RNA, 5838 nt
Organism: Anas platyrhynchos (mallard)
Lineage: Eukaryota; Metazoa; Chordata; Aves; Anseriformes; Anatidae
Source: RefSeq, a predicted model, not a curated record
AGCCCGCUGGGGUGAGGUCCCUGUGAGAUGCGCCAUGCCCAUGAGGCAGGGAUGGGAAGGGGGUCCCGCUCCAAACGCCCCACGCUUCCUCCCCUGCAGGGUUCCCCGUCCCUGUAGGACACGCGGCAGACACGGCGGCGCAUCCCUUCGCCCGCCUUUCUCUCCGGGCUCAUUGUGAGCAGCCAUCACAUCAGGAGGGAGGCGGGGAGGAGGCAGUCCGGCUCGGCUCAGCGGCUCCUCUCCAGCCUCAGCGCCUGGGAGCAAUAUCUGCCCCCCUGCCCGGCGAGGGGCUGGGGCAGCUCCCCCCUCCCCAGCACCUCCUCGCCCCCCUCGAUCCCCUCGACCCCUCCGGUCAGCGGGAGAGGGAAGGGAGCAAGGGGGGGAGGAGGGAGAUGGAGAGGCUGAAGGCAAGCGACCGCUGCUUCCCCAGGAUGGGCUGAGGGAGAUGAAGACCUCCCCGGCCCCUUCCCCUGCCCGGUGGGGAUCGGACCCUGCCCGCCUGGUGGGGUGAUGCCUGGGCACCCUGGGUGCACACCGCGGCUGUCACAGAUGUCCCCCCGGCCACCGCUGCCCUGCGCUCAGCCGCUCCCGCCUCUCGCUCGCCUCCUCUCUCCCCCUAUUUAUUAUUUACAGGGGAUUACGGCCCCUGGCCCACGCCGCCCCCCGAGCGCUCAGCUCCUGGGCCCCCUGCGUGGGCCGGCCGGCUGGCCAGCGAGCCAGCGGGCUCGUGCCAACUAGAGCCCUCCGAGAGCUCAGCUCGCCGGGGACUUGCUGCUGGAUUUGGCUUUGGGAUUGUACAGGGUUCGCUGGAAGAGCUGCCCGUCUCACAGGAGGCUCUGUCGCAGCCUGGGCACGGGAGUUAAAUAGAGCACACGGAAAGCCUGCUGCCGGCAGCCAAAGUCACGCAGGGAGAGGGGAGGAAGAGGCAGUAACCGUGCGCUGCCCGGGGAGCCGGGUGGAAGUGGCAGUGGGCAGAGCCCCUCCAGGAGCAGGCAGGCAGGCUACGAGGUCGACUCCUCCGCUCCGUGGGGCCGUGCGCCAGGCUGGCUGGUGGAUGUGAAGCCACGCUGGAGAAGACAACCAUGCUGCCUGCGAGUGCCGGCCAGCGGUGGAGGAGCAGGUUCCUCAUGAGGUGGCAGGAGGCUUGCCCAGUGCUCGGCUGCUGGCUGUCGCUGUGUGCUGCAGAGUCCUUCUUUGCCUGCCCUUCCUCCUGCAAGUGCAACAGUGGCAACCUGGAAGUGGACUGUAGCGGCUUGGGCCUCUCCUCCAUCCCCUCAGACAUCCCCACGAACACCAGGACCUUCCUCUUUCUCAACAACAAACUCAGCAUCCUGCCGGGCCCGGUGUUUUCCAACCUCUCUGCCCUGCAGAGGCUGGACCUAUCCAACAACUUCUUGGACCAGCUCCCUCAGAACAUCUUCAGCGACCUGGGGAACCUGACGGAGCUGCAGCUGAGGAACAACAGCAUCCGGGCCUUGGACAAGGACCUGCUCCAGCACACGGCCCUGCUGCGCCAGCUGGAUCUCUCCAUCAAUGGCCUGGCCCAGAUACCCUCAGGCCUCUUCGACGAGCUGCCCGCUCUCCGCUCCCUCUCCCUCAGGUCCAACCGCCUGCAGAGCCUGGACAGGGUGACCUUCGAGCCGCUGACCAGCCUGCAGCAGCUCCAAGUCGGGGACAACCCCUGGGAGUGCGACUGCAACCUGCGAGACUUCAAGCACUGGAUGGAGUGGUUCUCCUACCGAGGUGGGAAAAUCGACCAGCUGGCAUGUACCCUGCCCAAGGAGCUGAAAGGGAAGGAUAUGCGAAUGGUGCCCAUGGAGAUGUUUAACUACUGCUCACAGCUGGAUGACGAGAACAGCUCUACCGUGCUGGACAAUACUGGCCCACCCUGCACAAAAGGCAGCCCGACUCCUUCCAAAUCGAAAUCGGGCCCAGAAGCAGAGGUGGAGCCCAGCGUGGGGUGCCCUCAGAAGCAGCGGUACAGGCCUGUGAGCGUGCGCCGGGCUAUUGGCACUGUGAUCAUCGCUGGGGUGGUUUGCGGCAUUGUUUGCAUCAUGAUGGUGGUGGCAGCUGCUUACGGCUGCAUCUACGCCUCCCUCAUGGCCAAGUAUCACCGGGAGCUGAAGAAGAGGCAGCCGCUGAUGGGCGACACAGAGGGGGAACACGAAGAGCAAAAACAAAUCUCUUCCGUGGCGUGAAACUCUUCUAGGAAGGAAGGGACAGCGAUGAACAAAGGUACCGGAGAGCAGUCGAGCAUGGGGUCCUCCCAAAAUACAUCUUCCCAGACAAAAAGACAGACUGUGCUAUUGCUCCACUCACCCAAGCAGUGCAACAUGCUUCUGGGGGGUCAGGGCACCUGACUCUAAUCUCUGUUCCUCUGCCCCAGGCCCAUUUUGUGCCCUUUCACCCUUGGGCCCAGACAAAUAAAGUAGAGUCAGACCUCGAGUGCUUGCUGUGCCUCAUGCUCUCGCACAGAGCUUCCCUCACAUGCCUGCUGUGGAGGCAGCUGGCACCUCCUGGGAACCUGUGUCAUCCUCUCAGCUUCAGUCGUGAGCUGUCCUCUAUCCUGUCAAGAGCUGGCUGCAAACAGAGGGAGCAACUCUGUGAAAGCUUGCGUGAGGAGCAGGACACCCAAAGUGUCCGUGCCUCAUCGUUUAGGGUAACUGCUGCUGUGUGAUGGUAACUUGCUGCCCACAGUACGGCUAAGAGAGCAUCAGAAGGGAGGGAAGGUCCCUUGGGGGUGAUAACAGGCAGAGGGAGAUUGUCCUUGGCUCUUUUAAAGGUGGAGAUACCACUAACAUGCUGCCGGAGAGCACAGUGUCCCUCUUGUUGCUCCUGGCCAACUCCAAAUCUGCCAGCGGCCACAUCAUCCAUUCCAGGUGCAGGGACACAGAGCCAGCCUCCUGUACACGCUUCCUGACUCGUUCUGAUCCUAAUGCACACGCACAGCCUCAGCUCCACCUCAUCUGUGCGUGCAGAGCCACAUGUGCACACGCUGAUCUGCCCCGUGCAUGCAGCCACGAACACAUUUAGCCACUGUACCUUACUCUUAGCAUAACGCUGCGCAGGACCUUCUGCUUUGGAUGAAACCCAUGAACUCUGCCACUGAGGAGCUACCACAAAACAUCUCACCAUAGUGCAGAGCCAGUGGAAACGGGCAGGAGAGGACAGGGAGAGGCAGAGUUAUUAAGGUCAGAGCAUGAGUCAGUGGAAAUGACUACACAGCAUGAAAAAAAACGGCAUUUUUGUUAUCUUUUGUAUGUUUUCUGCGAUAAAAAGAGAAGGUAAAGAUAGGAAGCCUCCAUUCGGAAACGUUUGAUAGGCACAGCAGAUGUAGGCCAUCAGGAAAGACACAGAGGAGAACGUGGCUCACUGAGAGUGCUGGGGUCGUGUGGGCGCAGGGGGAGGUGGCAGGAGAAGAAGAAACGCAGCCUGAGAGCCAGCAUUGCUGGUGACUUCAUUGGGGUGACUUCUGUAGGGUCCUGAAGUGAAGGCUGAAACCUGGACCACAGCGUGGCACCGGUGAGAGAGCCCACGAUGGGGCUGAGGUGGCACACAACACAGCCCCCAGACGCUCACCUCACCACUGCCAUGCUCACCUGCCACCCACAUCUGCACGAGCGUGCCCGUGCACACGCCUGUGCGUGCAGGGUGACUUUCCCCAACCCAGAUCUUAAAAGCCCGCAGACUGCAGUGCCUCCUAUUAGUCUCAGCUCUUUUCAGCCUGACAGGAAAGGGGAAAAAAAAAUAAUAAUAAAGAAGUGAGAGGGGGAAAAAAUGAAAGGAACCCAACAUAAGGACUCGUUUUGUAGCACUGGAAGUGGGAUAAAAUGCUGUCUCCAGGGGAGAGCGCACAUUGCCAUGGUAACCUGCUCUAACCCGUCACAGUGGGUAUUCCUGGGCGAGGAAGAUGACACCGGAGGUCGUGCAUCCGCAGUGCCUGGGGAUGGUGUGAUGCUCGCCGUCAGGAACCAGGCUGGCAGCGAGCCCAGCUUGGCAGGGGGCUUUUGUGAGGCACCUGUGCUCAGAGGGCAGCAGGCACUGCAGGUGGGCCCUGCCAGGGCACGUCAGCUCUUCCUCCUGCUCCAGCUGGAUCCCCAAGCCUUCGGACACCUCCCGGCCCCCCUGCUCGCUGCUGCUGGACCCCUGUGGGAGUGAUACCCGCCGGCUCCUCACCCCUUCUGGUCCCGGACAGGUUGUUGUGCUGACCCACGGGCACGCUGUGCCAAGCCUUUAAUCAAAGCCUGGCAAAAUCCCUCCUGGCCUACCCAGGGCCAGCAGAGGCAAAGAGACGGGAUGCUCUGGACUGUUUUGGCAUGACUUCCCUUUGACACGGGGCUGCACGGGACAGAGGAGGAUGCUCUGCAGGAAGCAGAAGCUCAGGCUGCCCUGGAAGAAGGCCUGGGAGAAGCAGUCCACCCACGAGCACUUGCACACAGCGCACCCCCCUCUCCCAGCACACCGCUCAUGGGGAAGAGGAGGAGGAGGAGGAGGAGGAGGAGGGGGGCUGGCGAGAUGUGAGGAGGAAGGACUCUUCCCCCAUGCACUGUACAGGCACUCAAACCAUCCCAUCUGCUGCAGCCCCAGCCCGCUCUGAAGGGCAGAACUGGUGCACUGCAGCCUCCUUAUGUGUGUUACUGCUGCUCCACAUUCCCAGCAAGCUGGGACUAGACUGCCUGCUGGAUCCAAAUCCCCCCACCGCCUCCCUCUCAGGGGAACUUCUCCCUUUACCAUCCUGGACUCCGCAAUCAUACUUGAAACGGGACUUGAGUCAGAGCGGUAUAUUUAUAGAUCUAUAUUUUACUUGCAUCAAAUAAUGGUGAAACAUUGCACAAAACCAAUGGGAUCUAUGUGUGUGUGUGUGUGUGUGUGUGUGAGUGAGCAAGAGAGAGAGUGAGAGAGAUUGUUUUUAAGGAGAUAGACUAGAGGUGACAUGAGUAGGAGGGAGGCAGGGGACAGUGCAGGGGCUGGGGAAGGGGGAAAUCCUCCUGACUCUGCACCUUCCCUGUGACCACCUCCUGUCCCGACCAAUUUUUCUUUGUUGCUAAUAAUAUUUUCUAUAUCUUGUGUUGUGGGGCUGACGACGACCUCGCCCAUCCUUUCCUAUUUGUUUUCAUUUCGAAGGCAGAAAGCCUGGAUUCAUCUCAACCCUAGGCGAGGGACUGCUAUGUUUAGAAACCCACCCAGGAACGAAGAAGACAGGGAAGGGGAGAAAAGAGUUGCUGAGAAACACGAAGGCUGGAUGCUACGGGGAGUCCCGCUGCAAAGCAAGUGGAAGGACAAGGAGCUGUCCUCUUCCACGCAGAGCAGAGUAAUGGGGUUCCCUGGGAAAUGCCCUCUUUGUACCACUGCUGGCAAACAGGCUCUUAAUCUCUUUCCUAGCACCCCUGGGAAGCAGGGGCUCCCAGUGCCCCUGCAGGCACGGCUAAGCAUGGGGCAACCCCCAGUAAAGCCACCCUUUGCCCCAGGCAGGGCCACCGAUGCCAAGAGGAUGUACCAGCCCUCAGGAAAAGGUCUUGUGGAGCAGGCAGAUCCAACCAACAGGCCGGGGCCGUGUGUCCCUUAGGGGCUGGCAAGCCCACCAGAAACACCCCUUCUGCUCCCCGCCACCCCCUGGCCCCACACACCCACCUGUGGUACAGGCAGGCACAUUUCCUGCAGGGAACAGAUGGCACGUGUAAUUCCUUUUUCUUUUUGUUACUGUUUGAGGAAGAGCAACAAGAUUUUCUAAAACGACUGAAUGGAGGUUUCUUUGGCAUGAGACAGAUCAUUUUUAAAGGUAUAUUAUAUUUCUGGCUUGUUGUUACAGAAGAAUAAUAAAGAAUGUAUUUUCCUAUG